AUGGAUCGUCCAUUCCUUCGUUUAGCCCCAAUUAAAGUUGAAAUAAUUCGAUUCGAACCUUUAGCUGUUAUAUUUCGUAAUAUUAUUGCUGAUCAAGAAAUUGAAAUAUUAAAACAGUUAUCUAAGCCAAAACUUAGACAAGCGAAAGUUCAGGACCCAAAAACUGGAAAUCCAAUGACGGCUUCCUAUAGAAUUAGUAAAAGUGCUUGGCUAAGAAAUAAUGAAAAUCCAACGACAGAAUUAUUAGAUAAACGUAUAGGAAUGAUGACAAGUUUAGAUAUGGGAAGGACUGAACAGUUACAGAUUGGAAAUUAUGGAAUUGGUGGACAUUAUGAAUCCCAUUAUGACUUUGCUUUGGAGAAUGAAGCAAUAACAGAGACAUCUAUUAAUUCAAUUUCUAAUGGAAAUAGAAUUGGAACAGUUCUUUUUUAUUUAAGUACACCAGAAAAGGGCGGAUAUACAGUUUUUACUGAUUUAAAAACUGUAGCUAAACCAACUAAAAAUGAUGCUCUUUUUUGGUAUAAUUUGUGGAGAAGUGGAAAAGGUGAUAUGAGAACGAGGCAUGCUGCUUGUCCUGUUUUGCUUGGUGAUAAAUGGGUUUCGAAUUCUUGGUUACACGAAAGAGGACAGGAAUUUGUCCGUCCUUGUGGUUUAGAUCCAUCAAUACAAGAACGCUAUGUUGGUGAUUUGGGAGGUCCAGAGCCCCGAAAAUAUCCAAAUAUAUCACCAUAUUGA
Meloidogyne enterolobii is the source of this 735-nucleotide messenger RNA. The record is from the annotation of a GenBank genome assembly. NCBI's taxonomy places the organism in Eukaryota, Metazoa, Nematoda, Chromadorea, Rhabditida, Meloidogynidae.